Molecule: messenger RNA, 2093 nt
Organism: Stylophora pistillata
Lineage: Eukaryota; Metazoa; Cnidaria; Anthozoa; Scleractinia; Pocilloporidae
Product: stimulator of interferon genes protein 7-like
Biological process (GO): reticulophagy; positive regulation of type I interferon production; innate immune response
Cellular component (GO): autophagosome; endoplasmic reticulum membrane
Molecular function (GO): 2',3'-cyclic GMP-AMP binding; cyclic-di-GMP binding
Source: RefSeq, a predicted model, not a curated record
UUGCGCAUUUCGGCUUGAACAUCUACAAGAGUAUCAUAAGUAUUGCGAUAGAUAGGAAUAUAUUAUUUUCCGCCAUGGCUGAGAAUCUUCUACCCCGAGGAGAUGACUUAGCUCAGCAAGAGAAUAAUGGCUUUGGACCACUUUUCAAGCGUCGUGGAAGAACUGCCGCAAUCACUUCAGCUAUCAUAGGUGUGAGUAGUGGCGCGAUGCUAUUCUUAGCGGUGAAAGAGGAAGAGAAGAAGACUCACUUCCUGGUAUUUACAGCAGCCCUGCUUACCCUCAGUUUCGCUUUCGGGGAGCUAUUACGAAGAUUGUCCCUGGUGUCGGAAGAGAUUCAACACAAACACACGCGACACCAAGGAAAGUGGAAGAGUGUUUUUAAGACAACUUUCACUUUCGACCAUGGCGGGUGUAUUUCACUCACCGCUAUGUUUUCUGCUUUAAUCUUGUGUUAUCAGCUGUAUGAACAAUACGAGGUUUUCUCGCGUUCAGAUUUCGCCAUCUUGUUUUCAGUGAACUGUCUCGUGGUUCCGCAAUUGUUGUUCCUUGUGGGUCUUCGACAGCUCUCUCCUGUGGAAACUUCGGAUUUGAACGAAAAAGAAAAUAAGAACGUGGCCGAUGGACUGGCUUGGAGCUACUACUUUGGUUAUCUGAAGCUGGUGCUGCCGCAUCUGAAAGAUCAGAUUGCCAAAUCAGAGCAAUUUCGAUACAAGAUAAAAAAGAAAAAGCUUUUUAUUUUAUUGCCCAAAACGUGCUUCACCCAUGCUGACAUCGUUGACGCAGAUCCCAGAGUAAAAUGGGCGGGCAAUCUGCCAGAGCUUAAGAUAAGUAGGGGUGGAAUUAAGGACAGAAUUUAUAAGCAUGCGGUUCAUAAGAUAGAGAUGCCCCGCCCAGAUGGAACGAUGGAUGAGUACCACUUUAUUCUGGAGUAUGCCACAUCUCUGAUGACCCUUUAUGAUAUGUCUCAGCAUGCAGACGCCCCCUUAAGUCGCAAGGAGCGGGAUCAUCAGGUGGUGUUGUUCAUCCGAAAAUUGAGGGAAAUUCUGGAUAAGUCUGAAGAAUGUAGAGGUAGUUACGAGUUGGUGCCAAUUUCAGGAAAUGAUCCAAAUGAGAUUGCAAAUGUCCUGGUUGGAAUGCAUAAUGCCGCCAACAUAGAGGUGCUGGCCGGCAAUCAUGAUCAAGCCAAUGGAGUAAUCAGACCAGAGUAGUGACAGUUUUAUAAAGCAAUGUUAAUUCAUUGUUGAGAACUCUGUAACAUGUUACAUAAAAUUGCUGAUGUAUCAUAGGUAAAUGUUACAUUCAUCUAGGAAUUGGGCAGAAUUACAAGACCCUUACUUAUUUAUUUUUUUCUUUUCUAAGUUAUUAUUAAAGUUUAUAAAGAAGGAUGACUUGCCAUUAAAUAGUACUUGUAGAAAUACUGAUUGUACUCUUUAAACCUUAAACUUCUUGGUUUAAUCGACCACCAAAAGGUAAAUUGAUAAUAUUUUACCCCUAAUAUAAAUUUGAUUGACACAUCAUAGUAUUUCUGUUGUUCUAAACAAUCUGGGAGGCCAAAAAGUUUUAUGCAUGUUUAAGAGAGAGAUCAAGUAUCCCUGUUCUUUAUAUGACCAAAAGGGACUUGAUCUGUAACUUAAUCAUGUAGAGAGCCCAAACUAGUUGAACUGAAUAAAUGAAAAUACCAUAUUAUCUUCACAUGUGAAAAUAACACCAUUACUAUGGUUGCAUAAUAAAUUGCACCUUUGACAGUGAAAGUGAAAUGGUUUGAUUUUUCAUUGGUGUAAAUAUAAUAAAUAGAAUAUUACAUGGCUGCUUAGAAAUAGAAAAUUUCUCUUCUCAUGUUGAUAUUUUAGCUGUUCGCUUUGCUCACUCAUGAAACAUUUUUCAACACUUGAAGAGAAGUUUUGUAUCUCUGCAUGGCCGUGUAGUAUUCUCUUUUUAUUGGAUGAAGAUGGUUGUUGCACUCUAAUUCUAUGAGCAUAUUAUUAAGAAUGAAACUCACCACAAUGCACUUCAUAACUUUGUGCAUUCAGUUAUUGAAUAUGGAUAAUUGUGCUGUUCUGUGCUUCUUUAUAAUAAAAUAAUUUAUUUGUGUU